ACUUUGUCUGAGGAGCAGUCACAAUCUCAAAGCCCUUCACUGCUGCAGCUCCUGUCCUCCACUGAGUUGCUCUCUUACACACACAGACACACACACAUCAAGUCAGCGCUGCCUGGUCAGAGAGGACGUCGGUCGCCAAUCUGCAACUGGGGAGUAAAUGUCUGCAAGUGAGGACUAAUCCUGACUGGAGGCUGUCCCCUGUGCUGCUACAUCACCAAAGCCACCACCUGGAACCAGAGUGAUGGAGGCAGAAGGCUGUAAUUCUGGGGUAGCGAUGGAUUCGGGUAACCCCUUGCUAAGGGCAGUUUUCCUGCGCCGGCUGCGACUCACGCGGCUGCUGCUGGAGGGAGGCGCUUACAUCAAUGAGAGCGACAGCCAUGGCCAGACACCCCUGAUGGUGGCCUGCAGGACCCAGCAUAUCGAUGCUCAAAGUGCCAGCCGGGUAAAGCUAGUCCAGUUUCUCCUAGAGAAAGGAGCAGACCCCAACAUCCAGGACAAGGAGGGCUGCUCAGCGUUGAUGCAUGCAUGCCGCGAGCAGGCCGGCCCUGACGUGGUGUCUCUGCUCCUGGCCAGUGGAUCGGACAUUAGUCUGGAGGACCUGUCCGGGACGUCAGCGUUGGUCUACGCAGUCAUGGCUGGAGACUGGAAGGUCCUGAAGCUGUUGCUUGACACAUGCAAGGCCAAGGGGAAGGAAGUGAUCAUCAUAACAACUGAGAAGUUCCCAGGUGGGAAACUCCAAGCCAAGCAGUACCUCAGCAUGCCUCCCCUGGGUCCUCCAGAUCAGACCAACACACUGACAUCAGCAGCUCCUGCGUCUCCCUCCGAUAUUCAGCUCAUCACCUUCCCCCAGUGCACCUCCUCUUCCUUGUGUCCUCCAAAGACCGUGUUCUCCUUUAAAGAAGCCCAGGCCUGUGGUGUAAACUCCCACCCAUGUUCUCCAUCACGGUUUCGAGGGCUGGACGAAGUGGUGCCCAACAAACUGCAGCAGCCCCUCCUGAGGCUAAACUCUGAGCCCUGGAUAAAGAUACCAGCUUCUCUACUCACCCAGCUGCCUCAUGCAAAGGCAUCGUCAGAACACGAGCAAGCCAUCUACCAAACUGAGGACCUGGCUUUCAGAGUUCCCAAACUGAACAGGGACAAGAGCACAAACUCAACAACCAACUGUUUCAAAUGGCAUGAAGGAACAUCGGCAAGGGAUAAAGGAGACAGGCACAAUGACUGUGCCAAACAUGUUGGACAAAAGGUGUCCUUGCCGGGUCUUACAUCAUCCCACUCUGCCUCCCACCCUAACCUCCACUCUGACAACCUUGGAGCAGACUCAGUCACCUCCUCCUCCUCCUCCUCCCUUUCUAAUGGCAAAAACCUUGGCACGCCAUUUCAGAACAUGGCCUCAUCAAGCCUUCAGAGCAUCACCCAGAGGUGCAAGCUGGGCUCAGACAUCUACAGCUCUGACCCCCAGCUCACUGUAGACAUCCAAAACCCACCUGAGGAGUCCCCUCAAAGAGCCAGAGAUCCAACAGACGGCAAGAGGCUCGCCCCCUUACGUUGCUCCAGGGAGUCACUGUUGACCUCAGGCCCUGGCAGGAGAGUGCUGUCUGGGUACGAGCGCAGAGGGUCUGGAGCCUUCCUGUUGGACCACCACUCCCAGGCCAGGCCAAGAUCUCUGCCACCUCUGACCCUCAACUCCACCAACAGUCCUGUCCUUUACAGCUUAGGCUGCAGCACUGCAGGAGGAUUGUGUGAGCAGGAGUGUGGCCUAAAACCUUUCCUUCCCUCUGCUCCUCCUGGGCAUCCCAAGGAGCAGACCAGGAGGAUGCUGCUGAGGAGGCACUCGAUGCAGACGGAACAGUUCAAAAGCACAGCCUGAAAUUCAGCUGGAAGAAAAGUUCAUCAGUGUGAUUCAAUGUGAAAUGUGUCGUUAUGUGAUGUAGUGUGUGUUUAGUGAAACCCAAGCAGGGAAACCAAAGAGGAUAUAACGCAUAAGAAAAACAGAAAAUCCCAACUUUGCUGUGUGUUGUCACUGUGCACGUAGCUUCAGUGUGCAGCUUUUACAAAAACGCUUCCUUAAAGCUGCAGUAAGUCUUGUUGGCCACAUCUGACAUAUUAUAAAAGUUGCUAUGAUGAACGUGUUAGCAAACAGUGCAACAGACUCGGAGCAACAUUAGCCGGAAUCGUGUUUGUGGUCACUUGAAACACUCGCUCUCCUCUCUGCUCUGUUUUGGUCUGAGAAAAUUAACUUGCUCUUCAGCUGCUACACGCUGCACUGUGUUCACCAGCCAGUUGCUAACUGUGCCCGUCUGCUGUUUAGUGCUGACUAGGUAACAAGCAGUAGGUUUCAGGCUUUUAACAGAGUUGUGCUAUUUGAAGCCUCAACAAUGAGCUGAAAGAGGCCAAAGCGCUGCACAGCUACAACCAUAGUCAAUGUAAAAUAUUGACUGGAAUAGCUUUAAAUGUGCACUUACUUUGGGGGCAGUAAAAGCAGCUAAAAGCACAAAACACACAGAUGGAUUAUUGAACCGGUCAAUUAUCCCAAGGGGUCAGGGGCACUUAGACCAGAGAACCUCGACGGGACUGGUGACAUUUCCACUGGAACGUCAAUCUAAAGGCCCCGAAACGAGGAAAAAAAUAGAUGUACAACAAACUACAAGGAGAUACAAAGCCACUACAAAGACAUGAAAUACAGCAAAACAACUGUAGAUAUAUGCAGAAUGACAGACACAUAUGAACAGAGAUACAGACCAAUGUAACACACAAUGGCUAAAAACAGACAAGACUAGAGAGAGACACAAACUGACUACACACCAUGUGGU
Monopterus albus (swamp eel) is the source of this 2810-nucleotide messenger RNA. RefSeq names its product ankyrin repeat domain 34Ba (gene ankrd34ba). The transcript has 2 exons. Lineage: Eukaryota; Metazoa; Chordata; Actinopteri; Synbranchiformes; Synbranchidae. The coding region runs from base 242 to 1867 and encodes 541 amino acids. The record is from RefSeq and is a predicted model, not a curated record. Gene Ontology annotation, molecular function: protein binding.